ACAGGAGAACAAGGAGACAGGAAUGGAGAGGGUCAUCGAUAGUGUGGCUUUGUUUAAGAAGCCUGGCGUGACGGGUAGAGGACUCUAUAAACUCAGACCAGAGUGUGCCAAGAUGUUCAAUCUUUACUUCCACCAUUACUCCAGAGCUGACCAGUCUAAGGCUGAAGAAGCUCAAAGAAAAAUAAAGAGGCAAAAUGGGGAAGAUUCAGUUCUGCCUCCACCAGUCCUGCCUCGCUUCUGUCCGCUGUUUGCCAGUCUGGUGAACAUCCUGCAGUGUGACGUGCUGCUGGGCAUUCUAGGAGCUGUUCUGCAGUGGGCAAUGGAGCCUAGUGGAGGACACUGGUCUGAGUCCAUGCUUCAGAGGGUGCUGCAUCUCAUUGGGAUGGGGCUGGUGGAAGAACAGCAGCAUCUCAUCAGCAGCGCAGAAGACUAUAAUGAUACCAACUUCAAUUUCACUCUCAAAAUCUCCAGACCCGGCGAGGCUCCUGCUAACACUGCCAGCAUCUUGGCUUUACUGGAGACGCUGCAGAACGCUCCUCAUCUGGAGGUGCACAAGGACAUGAUCCGCUGGAUCCUCAAGACUGUGGCCUACAUCAAAACCACGCGUGAGUGCACAGCCAGUGCGCCCCCCAGUGACAGCUCAGGGCACAGUCAAGAGGAGACGGUGCGGGAUAAGGAAAAGGCGGAGCGGAAGAGGAAAGCGGAGAUGGCGCGACUCAGGAGAGAGAAAAUCAUGGCUCAGAUGUCAGAGAUGCAGAGACACUUCAUCAACGAGAACAAAGAGUUGUUCCAGCAGAGCCUGGAGGACCUGGACCCCUCCACAUCCUCCACGCUGGAGCACAGCCCCAGCUCGUGUGACAGUGCUCUGGUGUGUGUGGGCCCGCGGCGCUGGCGAGCAGGUGGCAGCGACCGCAGGCAGGUGGUGACAUGUAUCCUGUGCCAGGAGGAGCAGGAGAUCCGUAGCGACGGCAAAGCCAUGGUCCUCGCUGCAUUCGUCCAGCGCUCCACUGUCAUGUCCAAAAACCGCAAGAGACCACCACACAACCCAGAUAAAUAUGACCCCCUGUUCAUGCACCCCGACCUGUCGUUCGGCACACACACGGGCAGCUGUGGACACAUCAUGCACUCGCACUGCUGGCAGAGGUAUUUUGAGGCGGUGCAGGCUAAAGAGCAGCGCAGGCAGCAGAGGCUCCGUGUGCACACUAGUUAUGACGUGGAGAACGGAGAGUUUUUGUGUCCACUCUGCGAAUGUCUGAGUAACACAGUCAUUCCUCUGCUGCCACUCACUAAGACCUGCUGCAGCUCUGAACAGCCUGAUCUGAGCCAGUGGUUAAACAUCACCUCUCAUCAGAUGAAAGCCCUGAUCUCUGCUCACAGGAAGUCCAAAACCAGCAGUGCUGAAGCUGCUGAUGAAACAGACGGUGUCAAUGACUGUCCACCACCUGAUGGCUUCAGACUAGAUCACACUCCAAAAAAUCCAUAUUCAAGCACCAUAAAGGAGAUGCUGACUACGUUUGGGACAGCCACGUAUAAAGUGGGUCUGAAAGUGCACCCGAAUGAGCAGGACCCCCGAGUGCCAAUCAUGUGCUGGGGCAGCUGUGCCUACACCAUCCAGUCUAUAGAGAGAUUACUGGUGGAUGAAGAGAAGCCUUUGUUUGGAAGUUUACCAUGCAGACAGGACGACUGUUUGAGUUCUCUGACGCGGUUUGGCUCUGCCUGCUGGACAGUCUCCUCUCAUACCACUGUACAGAAUCACUUCAUCAGGCUCUUAGCAGCCCUUGUUCCUGAUCCCCGGGUGGAGAAUACCCCUUGUAUUCUGGAUGUAGACAUGUUUCACUUGCUGGUGAGUUUGGUGCUGUCCCAUCCAGCAGUUCUCUGUCUGGAUUCCUCAGGGCUCAGCGCAGAUGCUGCACAACUGCACUUCUUGCACCUGAUCACGGUCGCUCACGUUGUCCAGAUCCUCCUGACCUCUUUACCAGAGGAGGUGCGGAUGGAGCAGGAGACUGGAGGAGCCGAGAGAGAAGAGGAGGAGAGUGUGUGUUUGCUCUACAAUACUCUCAGGAGUCUGCUGGGCCGUGGCUUGCGGGAGGUGAGCUCAGGCUGGCAUCUGUGGCUCUGUGUGAAAGCUGGAAUCCUGCCUUAUCUGAGAGCCGCCGCUCUCUUCUUCCACUAUCUCAACGGAGCUCCAGCACCACCGGAGUUACACGCUCUAGGUGCGGGUGAAUGGGAGGCUCUGUGUGGAUACCUGUGUCUGCCUUCCAACCUGCUACAGCUCUACUUCAACAAUCUAGACAUCAUGGAGCCUCUGUUGCAUGGGUGGUGUUCUCAUCCAGCUCUUCAGGCCCUUCAGAGCAGCGUGACUCUCAUCAGGUUUCCCAGAGAGUCCAAUCAUCUCAUCGAUCUGCCGGGCGACUACAGCGCGUUGAUCAACCAGGCCUCCAGCUUCACGUGUCCUAAAUCUGGAGGAGAUAAGUCUCGCGUUCCUACUCUGUGUCUGGUGUGCGGUGCCAUGCUCUGCUCUCAGAGCUACUGCUGUCAGACGGAGCUGGAAGGAGAAGACGUGGGGGCCUGUACUGCACACACUUUCACCUGCGGAGCCGGAGUCGGCAUCUUCCUCAGGGUGAGGGAAAGUCAGGUCCUGUUCCUGGCUGGCAAAACUAAGGGCUGUUUUUAUGCUCCCCCAUACCUGGAUGACUAUGGAGAAACAGACCAAGGGCUAAGACGGGGGAACCCAUUACACUUGUGCCAUGAGCGCUACAGAAAGAUCCAGAAGCUGUGGCGUCAGCACAGCAUCACGGAGGAGAUCGGCCACGCUCAGGAGGCCAAUCAGACUUUGGUGGGCAUCGACUGGCAGCAUCUGUGAACUUGCAUUUCUCACAUUUACACACAAAGGGGACCCGCACAGCAGGGCCAGAGGCUCCACGCCGUGUCUCUCGCUCUUCCUCCACCCCUUUCUCCAUCUUUCUGACAGUGGACGAAUGCAUGACUUCUCUUUUCUUUUCGUCUUUUGAUGGAGACGUCUCCAUUUUUUUCGUUUGAAUAUGAAAUAAAUACAUAUUUAAAAAGACAUAUAGCCAAGGUGUUGAACCGCAACCAAUAAGGGUUCCUUAUUUGCAACAGAUAUUCUUCAUAGGAAUGAUAUUUAAUUUCUUCUCCAACUAAUGUUAAAUUAUUUUGGAGGUAAUUAUUUCGCUUCCACAUAUAGGUUUCUUCGCAAGACACUACUCUUAUCGCUUUGGGAGUGCUGUCCUUCAAGUAAGCACAAAUAUCCCUCAAAGCCCAAGCAGGGAUAGCGCCACCUGUAGGAUACACGCCGCAUUCUCUUUGCCCCCUUCAUCUCAAAGGCUGCAAUACAUUAUGAGUUAAGGCCACCUAAUUAAUGUGCUCUGCCAACGCACAUGAAUAUGUCCUUCGAACGCUCGGUUUCUGUUUGUCUGGGUCCUGUAUGAGUGAGUUUUUACGUGCCGGUGUGUAGUUGGUAUGUUUGUUAUACGAUGGUUUUUCUAAGGUGGUUCGUUUUUUUAUGACUGUUGUUGUUGUGUUGUUGUGAAGCUUAUUUAUGUGUUUCUGGCAGAUGUUUGUUGUGUUUAACUCAAAUCUAUGGAGUCAUGCUUUUCACAAAGUUGAACAUGACUUCCAUUCUUACACAUGAUUUUGACGUGUGCCGUGUGGUUAUUUUUUUUUCUUGAGACUGCUGCACCUUUUUUUCCGAGCAGUAACGAAUGCAGAUUUGCAUAUCCUUAAGUUUUGGUCUCCUUUUUUUCUUUAUAGUGGCCUUGGCCUGAGUAUUUAGUCCAAACGAAAGCGUAAACAUACACACAUGCUGCUUUCAGAUACAAGUUUUCAUGCCUCGCGCAAUUCAGAGGAAGGCCCGUUGUUUCUAAAGCGGUGAGCAUACUCCCUGAGACAAUUCCAGUGGCUGCUGCAGCGUAUUACUUCACGAACUGACUUGUUAAUAUGUGAAUUCUUGUAUAAAUGGGUACAGUGUACUAUAUUGUAAAACAUUAAUGAAAUAAAAAAGACAAAAAGAC
This is a messenger RNA of Danio rerio (zebrafish), 4031 nucleotides long. The record is from RefSeq and is a predicted model, not a curated record. NCBI's taxonomy places the organism in Eukaryota, Metazoa, Chordata, Actinopteri, Cypriniformes, Danionidae.